Naegleria gruberi is the source of this 8223-nucleotide messenger RNA. RefSeq lists its product as uncharacterized. NCBI's taxonomy places the organism in Eukaryota, Heterolobosea, Eutetramitea, Acrasida, Naegleriidae. Gene Ontology annotation, molecular function: protein binding. Gene Ontology annotation, biological process: GPI anchor biosynthetic process. Gene Ontology annotation, cellular component: endoplasmic reticulum membrane. The transcript is spliced from 7 exons. Bases 1 to 8223 code for a protein of 2740 amino acids. The record is from RefSeq and is a predicted model, not a curated record.
AUGUCAAAACAACAGGAGAAGAAAUUAAUGACGAAUCAUGAUGAUAAUGACAAUUCCGAAUCAUCAUCGGCAUCAAUAAUAUAUUGUUGUUCAACAGAACGAAUCAAAAAUAAUUUAAUAGUGUGGAUUUUAUUUUCUCUCUACUUGUUUGGAAUUUACUUGACAUUUACUGGAUUUUUUCCUUUGGGUGAUAAAAUCACUUCUCAAUCGAAUAGAAAUUUAGAGGAAAUUAAAAAAGAAUUGAUAAAGAGUUCAAAAUUGGAAUUAUUAGAAGAAAAUAAUCAACCAAAGGUCAACAAGAUUGUUUUUAUUUUAAUUGAUGCUCUUGGAUCAAUGAGAUUUGACAAUGCACUGAAUAGUGAUGAUACAUCACUACUUAGCUCUAUUCACAAUAGAAAGGAAAAUUUUAUAUGGUUCACAAGUUAUGCUCAUGCACCAACUGUUACCCUUCCAAAAUUGAGAUCACUUGUAAAUGGUCAAAUGUCAAAUUUUGUAGAUGUUGUAAUGAAUGUUGUCACUGAGGAUCAUUCCACCGAAUCGAAUGAUGGACCAGAUAAAGAGUUGAAAAGAAAAAUAGUUAAUAGUAGUGGAUUUUUGUAUAAUUUGAAAAAGGGAGAUUGGAAAAUUUUACUACAUGGGGAUGAAACUUGGUUCAGUGAUUCCACACAUUCUCUCUAUGUGACAGAUACUGUAAUUGUUGACAAUAAUGUCACACGACAUAUCAAUGAAGAAAUGCAAAUGCAAAACAGUUGGGAUUUGAUGAUAUUGCACUAUCUUGGAUUUGAUCAUCUUGGACAUAUGCAUGCUUCUGAAAUGGAAUUUAAAGAAAAAUUUCAAUAUUACAAUGAUCAAGUUUUCGAACCAAUUCUAUCUCGUAUCAAUGAUACUCUUUUUGUUAUCGGCAGUGACCAUGGAAUGACCAAUGAUGGAAAUCAUGGUGGUAGUACACCAAUGGAAACCAAUGCAGUGUUGGCUUUUAUUCAUCCACUAAUCCAAUCAAAGGAAACAAUUUACAGAGGCACAGUUAAUCAAAUAGAUUUCUGUCCAACUAUUUCACUCUUGACCGGUGUUCCAAUUCCAGAAUUGAGUGUGGGAAAGAUUAUUCUCGAUUUGUUUUUACCUUUUGGUGAACAAUUUACACUCACAAGUAUCAUUUCCAAUGCAGCUCAAUUGCUGCAAAAUGUGAAUGAUCAAGAAUAUAUUGAAUAUUUGAAAAGAUGGGAGAGUGUUGAAAAUAAUAACUUUAACAGAACUAAUCAAAUUGAAAAUUAUUUCGACAUACUUUCAGAUAUGAGCUCUAGGCUCAUUAAAAAGAGCGGGAGUAUUCAACUGGGAGCAGUCUUAUGGAUACUCGCCAUGUUAGUAUUGGAUUCCAUGACAAGAAAUUGGAAUGUUAGCGGUGUCAAGGAUUCCCAAUAUUCGGAAACUCAAACCUCGAAGAGAGAGAUUAUUGAAAUGGCAUCUUUUUUGAUUGCACUUUUUCUAAUGGCAGCACAUUAUUGGAAGUAUCAUGAAUUGAAUGAUAGAAAAUUGUUGAGAGGGGCCCUACUCGCUCCUUGCAUUUUGGUAUGGUGUUAUGUAUUGGAUUUUAAAUUGUUAGAGGCAAGUGCGGAGGAUGAUAUAGAAACUGCUAAUAUUCAAGGAUUGAACAAUCACGUGAAUGAUAACGGUAUUACAUUUAGUGCAGGUGAAGAAUGUAAAACUAUGGAAAAUUUAGAAUAUUUAAAUCCAAAAUCAGUUGAUUACUUUAGGAGAGGAAGAUUAAAGUUAGGAGAUAUUUCUGCUAACUAUAAAUACAAGCAAGUGUUUGAGAUUGAAAAACAAUUCCCUCAGACUCUCACUCUCAUGUUAAAUUUAACCUCGGGUGAUAUUUUAAAUGCUCUUCCUGAUCCUCCAAAAUAUAAGAAUGAACCUCAAAUGGGUUUAUUUCCGAAACAUAUUGAUGUGGACAAAUACAAUUCAAUAAGAUUGAGUGAAGAAAAGACACCAUUUAAAAAGUUUAUUCCUUCUAAAUUUUCUCCUCAUUUACCUCCAUUGAAAAGAUUUGAUCAAUUUACUGCUCAGGAAACAAUAUCUAAACCUGAGGAUAUUUAUUCAGUACAACCUCAAUUUAUUCAAAAAAUUCUUUUGGAAAAUAUUAGAAUCAAAUCGGAUAAAUUUCAUCAAAGGUUGUCCUCAUACCAAUAUUGUGUUGUACUUGUAAUGAGAUGUAUGAAUUUGGAUACCCUUGUUGGUAUCAAUCUACCAUUACUAAGAGUAUUGGAUGUUAGAUUUAAUAACAUUUCUGUAAUGGAUAAUAUUUUACCAAUGCUACAAGCAUCUCCAUUCAUUGAGCAUUUGGUUGUUAUGGAUAAUCCAAUAGAAAAAAUUGGAAAUUGGAGACCUAUCCUAAUUGGAACAUGUCCAAGAAUAAUUUCACUCAAUGGACAAACAGUUUCAUUUUCAGAGAGAGAGAAUGCAAAUGAUGUCUAUGGAACUGUAGUAAGCAGAAAGACAUUUUCAUACCUUAAGUGGGAUGAAAGAAUGAAUGCUUUAUGUGAAAGAUUAGAACUCGAGUCUUGGCAACCAGAAAAUAUUACUACACUAUCCUUAUCAAAUGCAAGACUGACCGAAUUUCAUAUUGGAAAUAUGGUGAAUAUCAAGGAAUUAGACCUUUCAAAGAAUAGUAUUACCACUAUUAAAGGUUGUGGGUUGGAAAGAUUAGAAAAACUGAGAGAGUUCAACAUUAAUGAUAAUGCAAUUUCUGAAACUCACUGUCUUAGAGUGUUAACCUAUAUUCCUUCGUUAAGAAAAUUGUGGAUUUGUGAAAAUCCAUACGAUACAACUGAAAAGGAAGAAAAUCGUAUUUGGUACUUUAUUGUUUACUUGACUAUUAAUUUGAAAGGUGAUAACCGUUGUGUAGGCUUAUUGGAAUUAGAUGAUAUCAAGAUCACCAUCGAGCACAGACUUAAAUCUAUCAAAAUUUUCUCAGACAAUAUCCAAGAUGAUGAUUUACGUAGAUUGAGAUGGAACUAUUCAAUUAUCAAUUAUUUUGGUCACCAUCAAUUGAGGCAAUUAUGUAAUGGGCAAUACAUGUCUAUUGUUACCAAGUUGAUUCUUCCAAAAUGUGCAUUAACUUUGGCUGAUUUGGGAUUUUUCAUCUCACUUGAAUAUGUUGACUUGUAUGGAAAUAAUCUCAUCACUAUUAAUGGCAUUGAAAAUUUGAAAUCUUUAAAGUUUAUCAACUUGUCUGGUAAUCCUAAAUUGGAUAGAGAUCCAGUUAUUAAUUCUCUAUCAAAACUUAGUAAUUUAAUUUAUGUAAAUAUUACAUCUGAUCUUUCCAAAUUACAAUUUGAUAGAAACCUUAAUUCAACCGAGUCAGUGAGAAGAGCAUCUGUGCUCAAGCUCCUUUUAGAUAGAAACGACAGACUUCUAUUCUUGGAUGAUAUCAAGAUUGAUAUUAUUGAGAGGUCAAGAAUUAUAAAGGUCCUGAGAGACUUUUCUGAAGUUGAAGAGUUAAAAUUCAGAUUCAACCUUUCUAUUGUUGCUCAGGUGGUUAAUUCUCCAUUGACAGACAAACUUAAACUUUCAUAUAAGGAGAUUGUAAUUGGUAAAAUGUACGAUCCUUCUCUUAUUACCAAGCUUUACUUGAGAGAUUGUGGCUUGAAGGAUGUGGGUACAGAUUUCUCACAUUUUAUUUCCCUCACAUGCUUGGAUAUUUCUCACAAUAUGAUCAAUAAUAUUCUUGAUAUUGGUUUGGAGAAGUGUAGAGAAAUCAAAUAUCUUGAUUUAGGAUUUAACAAUAUUUCGAACAAGUUGGUAGAUAUUACCAAUAUGUUACAUCGUAUGUACGACUUGGAAAUGGUCUCUCUUUAUGGAAAUCCAGAAUUAGAGAAGCAAAAGAAUUACAAAAUUAAGAUUUUGAAAGAUUUAAAUAGUUUGAGAGGUGGUCUAAAACUAGUCAUAUUUAACACUAAAAUUACUAGCCAAGAACGUCAAUUGGUAUGGAAUGAAAAAGAAGAGACUAGACUUCAAAAGGUCAUUGAAGAAAAGGGAUAUCACCUCAGCAAGGCAUUCUCGAUAUUUGAAAUCAAUUUGAACGAAUCAGGUAUUGAUAGAUUGGAUAACUAUAUUGGAGCUUUCAAGAAUUUGGAAAAAUUAUUGUUGAGAGGUAACCAAUUCAAUGCCAAACUUUCUGUUUCUUGUCCUGGUAUUUUUGAAAUGAAAUUGUUAAAGAUUCUCGAUUUGAGAAAUAACAAACUCACCGACUUGGAUGAGGUGAUUGCAAUUGUUAACCAAAACCCAUUCCUUGAAUGUUUAGGUGUUUAUACAUCUUCUGAUGAAAAUGAAGAUGCAAACUUUACUCAAUACACUGAGCAGCAAGUGAGAAAUACCAUUAUUUCCAAGACUCCUAGACUUGCAAAUAUUUUCUGCCCAUUAUGGGAAAUUGAUGAAAAGGAAAUUACUGUGAAUGAAAUUGUAAAUAAUUGGCCACUUUCAGAUGGAAAUCCCAAAUCAUUCCAGUUCCAAGCCUCUAUUUUCAAAAAAUACUUGCAAACAGUUAAGGAGAGAGAAAUAUGGAAAGUAACGAUCAAUCAAGUGAGUAUAGUAUCAUUGGAUUUGUCUGGUUCUGGUUUGGACUUUAUAGAUUUUUCCAAUUUCCUCCACUUGAGAAAAUUAUCCCUAGCAAAGAAUUUGAUAACAGAUACUGCAUUAACACUUUCUGGAUUGGAAAAGACAGAGCUUGAAGAAUUGGAUUUACAAUACAAUUUAAUAUCCAGUGUUGAUGUUAUCACCAAGUUUAUUGAUAAUAAGAAGUCUCUUAAAAAGCUCACCUUGAUUUAUAAUCCUAUUUACAAGAUGAAUAUUCAAUCAAGAUCUAUUGAAAAGGAGACAACAGAUCGUGUAAUUGCGUCAACCUUUGAAACCUCACACGAAUAUACAGAGACACGUAAGAGUAUCGUUUCCAAACUUCAAUCUGCUCGUUCUCCAGAUUGGAUAUUUGAGUUGGAUGGAAAGCUCGUUACAGUCAGUGAAAGAUGUGAUGCCAUUGCAAAGGAACUUACUUUCCACGAAUUGGAACAAACUCGUUUGAGAUUAACUCUGAACGAAUGCAAAUAUAACGAUACAGAAUCUCUUACAUUAAAGUUGAACUAUAAGGGAAUCAAAUUAUUGAACAGCUUGAAAGAUUAUCAUUUACUCACCCAUUUAGAUUUACGAGGUAACUUGAUCAAACAACUGGAUAAGGCAUUGUUUUCAAACUUGAAAAAGUUGCACUAUCUCGAUAUUAGAGAUAAUGAUAUAUCAGUUCAGGAUGAACAGCUUAUUUUGAAUAUAAUUGGAUCUUCUGGAUCUUUGCGUACCCUUUACAUUCAAAGAUGUGGCGGUCAAUUAUUCUUAGAUCCAGCAAAAUAUUACAUUCAAGUAUUUUCAACUUUGCGUUUAUUACAAAAUGUUGAUGAUUUUACUAAUCCCUUCCCACUUUCUAAAUCUCAAUUGCUUGCUUCACAAUUUUUACAAAAUCAUUACAAUGUAUCACCAAACUCUCUCACAAAUAUUCAAAUUGAUGAUCAAAUCAAUCAAUUGAACCAAUUCUAUACUUUAUUAUUGUCUCUUUCCAGUCUGGUCACUCUCUAUGAUACAACACUUGUUUCAAAUGUGAAAAAUAAGGAAAAGAGUAGCUACAACCUGGGAGGUGUUGCUCCUCCUAAUGAAGGAGGUACCACUAGUACUCAACCUCUCAGUAGACAAACAACCAUUGUUGAUAAUGAUAGAAAUCAAAUGUAUAUAGGAGCUGAAUCCAAAAUUGAAUUGAUUGGACCAAAGUCUGUCUACUUUAAAUCAUUUAAUAUUCCUGUGAGUGAUUAUAGACUCUUGCUAAUGUCUCACAUUAGAACUUUGGAUGAAAUUGAUGGUAGAAUGGUCACAUCCAAUGAUAAGGCCAUUACAAUUAUUGAAAUUAAUCGUUUGAGAAAUAUUAUCGAAAGAAAAGGAUUUGCUCUUAGACCUGUACUCACUUAUUCAGCAGUGAGAAAUUCCAUCAUUGAACAAUUAUCAAAAGAACAUUUGAAUGAAACUGUUAGAGGUUUAUUCUCCAGACACGAUUCUGGACCCAAAUCUCCAACAAGUCCAUCAAGUCCAACUAAUGCAGCUAGCAAUGAUCCAAAUUCUAAAACAAAAGCAAUUAAAGUUUCACCUACCAAGAAUUGGACAAAUAUCACAACUGCUACUCUUCCACUAGAUGAAACAAUUCCUAAUUAUCAUCAUCCAGGUUUACUCUCGAAUGAUAAGUUUUCAGACAUGAUUUUGAAGGAUCCUCAUGGAACUUUGGUACCAUUUGAAUUUAUUCAAGACAAUUAUUCUAAUAUUAAGAUUUUACAACAAUAUCAAGAUAUUCUUCUACUCAAGGGUGAAUAUACCAACUUGUUUGAUGGUGUAUUUGAAAAGAUUUACUUUUUACUAUUUGCCUUUCAAUUAUAUUCUAUUUGUUAUUCAUUCUCAAUUCCUUGGCCAUACUAUUAUAAUAUGAUUAUCAAGUACAAUGUUCUAUCAAUUAAUAGUUUGGAUUUAAUUUGGAAAACCAUCAAGUUUAACAAUUACUAUUUCAUAUAUUCAUGGGAAAUGAUUUUACCAGGGGUUUUCCUAAUAUUGUUCCUGCUGAACCCCAACUAUAAGACAUCUGUAAAAUUAUUUGUGAGCAAACUAUGUUGGACAAUGUUUACAUGUAUAUGUUGCUUUAUAUUACUAAUCUUUAUUGUUGCUGCUGGUUCAUUUGCUGUCUUUCCAUCAACAUAUGACGAAUUUGCAAGAGGAGAAUUACCAAGUGCAAUAGAUGUUUGGGGAUUAUUUGGAUUUUCUGUUGCAGUAUUGCUGUUGUUAUUUGCUAUUUUUGUUGUAUAUCUUAUAAUUUAUAGAGUCAAGUAUCAGGAUCAAAUGUUUUUCAUCAACUUUAUCAAGAUUAGACAGCGUUUAUUGUGGAUUGUCUUUACAAUUUUUUACUUUGUUUGUGUGAGAAGUAUCUUUUCUACAUUUGAAUGUGAAAGUAAUAUGGUAAGAUUGGCAACAACUAACAGUACCACUGUUCCAAUAUGGAUGGUUGAAAAUUACAACACGACUCUCUCUUUCAGAAAUACUUCAAACUUACGUAUAUUCAAUAAUGAAGCAUGUCCAGAGUCAUUAUUCAAACCUCUUAAAUUCCCAAUCAUGUAUUGGGUUUCUAUUGGAUUUGGUAUCUUUUAUUUAAUUUUAAUUCCAUUCAUGAUUUUCAUAUUUAUUUACAAGAAUCACUCAAAGAUUAUCUAUGAAAAUUCUAUUAAUGAUGAUUUAUUAUUACUCAGAAGAAAGAAAAAGGAAUACAAACAAAAAAUCAAAAAGAUUGAUAAUAGUAGCACACCUAUUAAGGAAUCCAUAUCCACUGAGGAAAGAAAGCUACUUCUCAAAUCUAUCAAGAAGAAUGAGAAUAUCAUUUUCAAAAAGUAUAUCAAUGGUAUUAGAAAUAGUACGAGUAGUAUUAGUGUUGUUUUUGAAUCAUUCAAAAAUAUGUUUAAAUAUCAAUUCCUUUUCUAUGUGUUUGAAUUUAUUACCAUGACUUGUUUGGUUUCAUUCUUGAAUACCAAUCUUGUUCUUCAAGCACCUAUUGGUAGUGGACUCAUGUUCAUUGUAUCCGUGUACAUGAUUCUAUUUAGACCUUACCAUGACAUUACCCUUUCCAUUAGUAGCUCCAUUCUUCACUUGGUACUUUCAUUCAAUUUAUUAUUUGGUUAUUGGUUAUUGAGAUAUAAGGACAUUAAGGAAUUGGGAAUCGAUUGGCUCAUUAUUUCUAACUCUAAUCAAUCCAUCAUUUUAUACGUUAUCAAUGGAGCAACCAUUGCUCUCCUGUUGAUCCUCAACUUUGUCAUUCCAUUCAUUAGAAAUUAUGUAUGGAUUAGAAAUGAACUAGUUGUCGAAGAGGAUGAUGAACAUAAGGCCAAAGAUAGACGUUCGAAGAGAAUGUCUCUGAGACCUCCAACAAUGAUUGCCAAUUCAGCACCAGCUAUUUCUGGUGGGUUUGAUAAUUCCAAUGAAAUUGAUUAUGCCUUUGAGAAUAGCUAUUUCGAUGUAUUUGAGCAACAAGAAAUUCCUGCUAUAGGUAAGGAAAUUGUUGUGAGUGAGAGUAUUGAAAUGAGUACAAUAAGAAUGGAUGCACCACCUCCAAGAUACUCGCUUGUUACUAAACCUCCAAGUAUGCCAGUUGUUAGACAAUAA